Messenger RNA from Chlorella variabilis, 1623 nucleotides. RefSeq lists its product as hypothetical. The record is from RefSeq and is a predicted model, not a curated record. The transcript is spliced from 5 exons. Bases 1 to 1623 code for a protein of 540 amino acids. Lineage: Eukaryota; Viridiplantae; Chlorophyta; Trebouxiophyceae; Chlorellales; Chlorellaceae.
AUGUAUGCAUGUGGCGUGCAGGUUGUGAACCGGGUGAUUGCCCUCGGCGAGCGCGCCAAGUGGGGUGCGGACGAAGAUGGCAGCAGCAACGAAGUGCCUACCGCCGCCGCCACUUCAGCCGCCACCGCUGAGCGCUGGCUGCAGUUUGGCGCCGUGUACAGCUCCCGCGUCCCCGUGGACCAGGCGCUGGGAACAAGCUCCAGCAGCUCCACGCCAAGCAGCCCUCUCAGCAGCAGCGGCGGCAGCAGCAGCAGCAGCGAUUUAGCGGCCAGCGGCAGCCCCUCGAGCACCAGCAACCGCGCCAGCUGUACCAGCGGCGGCAGGCUUCUGCAGGACUAUCUGGCCCUGCCUGUUGACCAUUACUCGCUGCUCGACCCAAAGUGGAUCUCCAGGGAGGAGGGCGGGCAGUUCCGCUUCAGCCUGCCGCUGCAGGACUUGAUAAACGUGGAGCUGCAGCCAGAGAUCUUCAUCAGUGUGCUGCCAGAGCCGCAGCGGCGGCGGGUUACCCUGGUGGGCACAAGGGCGGCGCUGGGAUCUCCAGAAAUAGACGAGGCCUUCAAGCUGAAUGUGACGGCUGUGAUCAGCCAGCGGCAGCGCUGCCGCCUGCCCGCCCUGCCCCGCGCUCCAGACCAUCUGCCUGGCCGCCCCGUGUUCCGGCUGCGCCGCUGGGCGGCUGCUGCGCGCGGCAGGACGUGGCCGCCCGCGCAGGCGCCAGCCGGCACUGUGGGAGGAGAGGCGGCGGCGGCAGCGGCGGUCAAGGUUGCGGCAGGCAGUGCCCCAUCCAGUAUCGCAAACCAUCACGGGCAGCAGGGGCAGCAGCAGGGCAGCAGCAAUGGCGCAAACAACGGCAGCAGCAGCGUCGCGGGCAGCAGCAGUGUGGGGCUGGAGGUGGCUGCAGCGGCAGGCGGCAUAGAGGUGCGGGAUGGCGAGGCCGCCGUGGCGGCUGCUGCUGCUGCGGCGGCUGGUUCCGCGCCCUUUCCAGGCCAGCACGUCUACAUCAGCCACGACUCAAACGACGACGAUGAGUACCUGGAUGCUGACCUGGCGGCUGCUGACCUGGCGAUCGCUGAGCUGGAGGUGGCUGGGCUGGACGAUGGGGAGGAGACUGUGGGCACCGGCGACUCGCCUGCCCCGCUUCCAGCGCCCGCAGGCAUCGGGUUCAGCAGCGGCAGCGGCCCUGGCGGCGGCGGCAGCUUUGCGCCAGCAGCCGAGCCGGAUGCCGGCCACGCCGCCGGCGGCAGGCCAAUCCAGGCGCAGCCGGCGCUGCUGCACUGCCGCACGCACGUCACCAUGGCGGUGCGGGUGCCCAGGGCGCUCAGAGUCGUGCCAAACGCGCUGCUGGGCUAUGCAGGCAGCCUGCUGCUGCGCGCGGUGCUGACCGCCACGCUCCCAAACUUUCUGGACCUUCUAGCUGCCGACUACCGGCGGUGGGCAGGCAUCCCAGCGCCCGGCAGCAGCAGCGGGGACGGUGGUGGCAGCGGAGGGCCUGGAGGCAGGCAGCUGGAUGCCCCGGUGGGGGAGCUCUUUGCCGACGCGGCGGCGACGGUGCAGGAGGGGCGCGAGCGGCGUCGCCACGAGCACGAGCAGGAGGAGGCGGCGGCGCCCCAGGAGGCAGCUGCAUGA